AUGGAACACCGUACCCCAUAUAUCUCUUACUUUGUGUGGCAAAGGCAACUCCUUCCUUAUAUGAGCGCGAUAAACCCCAGCGCCUGCCAGAAUGAAUCCGCAGGAACUUCCACCCCUCGCCAACGAUAUUCGCCUCGAAAUAAAAGCCAUGAUUCCGGAAUUAUCAGAUCCAGAAAACUGGGGUUGGCGUUUGCUAUACUUCGCAGUCCCCACGACCGUUGGGAAUGA
This is a messenger RNA of Penicillium subrubescens, 228 nucleotides long. RefSeq lists its product as uncharacterized. The record is from RefSeq and is a predicted model, not a curated record. The transcript is spliced from 4 exons. NCBI's taxonomy places the organism in Eukaryota, Fungi, Ascomycota, Eurotiomycetes, Eurotiales, Aspergillaceae. The coding region runs from base 1 to 228 and encodes 75 amino acids.